This is a messenger RNA of Papilio xuthus (Asian swallowtail), 3796 nucleotides long. RefSeq lists its product as uncharacterized. Lineage: Eukaryota; Metazoa; Arthropoda; Insecta; Lepidoptera; Papilionidae. Bases 150 to 3443 code for a protein of 1097 amino acids. The transcript has 4 exons. The record is from RefSeq and is a predicted model, not a curated record.
CCUUAUCAAUGUAGUUAAUAACAAUUCAUAUGGUUGACUUCAAACUGAAAUACGAAUUUCAAUUAAAUCAAUUACUUGUCCAGACGCUGGCUGCUGGCAUGGAGAAUGCGCGCCAAUUUAUGAACAUGACUUGAUUUAUAGUCAAUACAAUGUAUGUACAAGUGUUGUUUUUACUUUUCACCUGUGUUUAUAUAAUUACAUCUAAAGAUACUGACAGUGACGAGGCAAAGUAUAUAGAUUUAUUGCCCGAGGAGGAAAAACAGGAAUUUCUAAACAGAAUUGCUCUUAGGAUUUUGGCAGAAAUUAAAGGUCGAAAUCGUGCCGAUGGAACCAGUGUAGAGAUAUCUGAUGAAAGACUGGACGAACAUGAUGCUUACGUUCAAAGAAUAAUGGAAGAAGAAACUGAAAAAUUCAAGCACAAGCGGAGAUUAGGCAGCCAAAGCAAAGGUGACGAUAUAGAAAAUGAUGACGCCAGUGAAUCGAAAGGAAAAAAUAUAGAAAAAGAAAAUGUACUCGGUCAAGAUAAAUCAGACACAGAAUUAUCUGUACUUAAAAAUAACAUACGGAUAAAAAAGGAUACCAAUGAAGAUGUCAAACAAACAUCAAUUGAGAGCAGGAGGAUAAACUCAGAAGAUACCUUUACAGAUAUACCAGUGCCUCUAAUAUAUGACGAAGAGAAUUCACAUAAUACAGUAACGGCUAAAAACGUCUUUGAUAUUGACGAGCCUGUGAGCGAAUAUUCAGUCGAGAAAAAUAUAAAAGUUGAAGGACUGAGUAAGAGAUCGAAUGUAAAACAUGAAAUUCCUGAAGCUUUUGAAAAUCAUAAUGACACAUCAGAUUUUCUAUUUCAAAAUGAAGACAGCUCUAAAGAAAUAGUUGAUGUUCAUAAUUCUGAAGAUAAGCGAAAACCUGACGUGGACUAUGGGGACACUAAGAUGGAGGCAACCACUGAUGUACCUAGAACUUUGAUUGAUGAAUUUGAACCCGAAGAAAAAUCUAAAGAAUCGGAAAUAAACUUAACACCGAAAGGUAUAAUUAUAAAAGGAAAAAGUAAAAAUUUGGAAUCUGGUUCUACAGGGAAAACUUUAGAUAUUUCUAAUGGUAAAUCAUUUAUAUUGGAUAUCAAAAACACUAAAAAAACCAUGAGUACUACGUCUAAAGUCAAUGAGGAAAACUUAAGCCCUACUGAAGAUUAUGACAAUUUAAAAAUAUCUCAAAAAUAUAUUACUCCACGUUCGAUAUUAAGAAGUGAAGUUAAUUUAAGUGAAACAAAUACAAAAAACGAAAGUGUGACUGGAACCGAGAAAGACGAGAAUAUUCUAAAAGCGAAUGAAUUCGUAAACAGUACUAGCACAGAUAAAAUACAUAAAGAUAGCGAUGAAAUUGUUACAACUACAAGUAACAUUUUAAAUGAAAACACAUCUUAUAAAAUUACCACCGAAAAUAUUGUGCAAAGAAACGGGACCAGCAAAGAUACUCUUAGUGAUGUGAAACAGUCGUUAAGAAAUGGAGAUACAGAACAUUUUGAGAAUACAUUUACCCCAAAAUAUUUCUUAAAAAGUCCAAAUGUUUUGGCAUCCAGUACAGAAAAUUCCAAAAGUCAUUAUCAGGUUUUCGAAGUUUCAAACAAAAAUUCUCCAUUUGUACCGUUAGAGCAAGUAAAUUCUAAAUUAGUGGAAGAACCGCAUUACGUACCUGUUUACAAUUACGACCCCAGCAAUGCAUUUUAUACAGGUUAUAAUUAUUUUGGUCCCAAUUAUGGAGAAAAUGAUAAAAGCAUUGAAAUAAAUACCGAUGAUAAAGUACUAUAUAAAAAAUUUAACAAACAUAAUUUCAUAGCAGAUUAUACAAAGAAACAAGCGAAAAAUCAAAAUAAUAGAAAUUUGAAAUUUUACGAUAGUAAAAAUGUAAAUUUUAAGCCCCGAAGUGCAGCUUACCAGAAUAAUUUAUUACCAGCUUGGAAAGGUGGAUUUUCAGACAUAAGUUUUAAUCCGAAUGAUUAUCUAGAUUUAGACUAUUACGUAGGAAGAACUAAUGACGAUAUCGUUGACGAAGAUGUUCAUGAAACACCUCAUACGUUUGUUUCGCAACAACUACGAGAAAGUAAAUCGGAAGACGUUAUCGAUCCAGAUGCAAGCUUAGAGCACUACAAUAUAAAAGAUAAAAUUACAGCGCUGCGCAACGCAUUAUAUUUACAUAAGUAUAAACAAGUUAAAAAACCAAAGUUAUCAAAUGUUAUUAACAAGAAUUAUCAAUUAAAAACUAAAUUUACAAAAUGGAAACAAAAUUUUGACCCAAUAUUGAGAGGUCUUGACGACACUUUUCUUAUUUUCCUGCCGGGGGGCAAGGCGGCGGGGGGUCGGGGGGCUCAUGAUGAUAAAAACAUCGCAGUAGAUUAUUACUUUAGCAGAAUGAAUUCCGAAGAACAACCCUUGAGUGACAGCAACGAGACGUAUUAUAAACCAAUACAUACACAUAAACGAAUUACAACAGUCGAUGAAAGUAAACAAAAAAAUACACGCACUUUGGAAAAAGUAAAAGAUACGAAAUAUAAAGUUGCGAAAGAAAAACGUAUACAAAUACCUCUAAGUCCGGAUAAUAUAUUGAAAAUAGAUCUAACUGUGAAGGAUGGCAAUAACGUUAAUGUUAUAUUUAGGAACGUUAAAAAGCCUGAGCCUGACAAAUUCGAGGUGUAUUUAAAUUCUUACGUGACUGUUAUGAAGGAUAUGAUAGAGCAGGACAAUAAGGGCCUGCAACAGUAUCAUUGGCUGUCGACCACUGUUGACAUACAGUCCGCCAUCGACAAGUUAAUGCUGUUGACCGAAGCUUUAAAAGAACACGAAGAAUUGCAUUAUUCAGAUUUUGAACUCAUUAAAUAUAUCUUAUUUGUAUUUCAAACUUCUAAUAAACUUAUUAAAGAAGAUGCAGAUAAUAUCCAAAGAAGUAAAAAUAAAGAAGACAAAAUUGUAAAGUCUCCACAGAGAGCCGUCAGUAACGGAGUGGGCGGUGACGCAGACCAGUCGCUGAAGACGCUACGUAAAAUAUAUGAAGAUAUAAAAGAGAUUCAAGAAAUGAGUGUGACGAUGAGUGGAACCGCUUUGAUAGAAUUCCAGAAUUUCUUGUUAGAUCUACAGUCGAGUUUAAAUAAGCUUCACGAAGCAGUCAAGGAAAUAGCAACUAUCACUAAUUAUAAGAAGCAGAAUUGGUUUUACGAUUUAAAGCAUUUGUAUCUGUUACCUGUGGAGAGAGAUAUAUCUCUCACUUUACUUCUACAUCUUGCUACUUCUAAAUUAUUCGGUGUCAUAGAAGAUGGUGCAAAGAAGGGCCUAGAAGAUAACUUUAUAAUCUUCGUGAAGAACCACAGAGAAGAAGUGGAGAGAACAAGAGAUGAUUUCAUCUUUGUUUUGAGAUUGUUGAGAGCAAUAAAAAAACCGGAAAGUUAAUUAUUUUUUUGUGUGCAAGAAAAACCAUAGUUUAAUUGUUUUGUUAUUUUUUUUAAUAGUAUCACAACUUUCACAAUACUACAACUAAAUAAACGUAAUAGCGACCAAAAUAUAACUCAAAUAAUAAAUAUAAACUUACACACAGUACAUUAUGCCUUUAUUUAAAGCUAUUUACAUAUUUUUAAUUUAAUUAUUUAGUUUAAAUAAAAAGAAAAAUAAACUAGCUUUAUUCUUUGUUCCUGCUGGAGUUUCAACAUGUUGUUGAGUUGAAAAAAAAGUUGCUACUUUGGUGUUUCUUUUCAAACGAAAACUUCACGGUUGAAAAUGUUUUAUAACAUUAAAAAUUAUAGUAU